This is a messenger RNA of Westerdykella ornata, 1215 nucleotides long. RefSeq lists its product as uncharacterized. Lineage: Eukaryota; Fungi; Ascomycota; Dothideomycetes; Pleosporales; Sporormiaceae. Gene Ontology annotation, molecular function: inositol phosphoceramide synthase activity. Gene Ontology annotation, biological process: inositol phosphoceramide metabolic process; sphingolipid biosynthetic process. Gene Ontology annotation, cellular component: inositol phosphoceramide synthase complex. The record is from RefSeq and is a predicted model, not a curated record. The transcript is spliced from 3 exons. Bases 1 to 1215 code for a protein of 404 amino acids.
AUGUCUUCCAUUCGAGAACCCGAAUGGAACAGCGAGCCAGCAUGGAAACUACCAGGCUGGGCGGAGCCCGUUAUUGUUGCUUGUAUCCUCUUUGGAGCAAUGUUCAUGACACGGCGGCGCAACUUUCGCAUCCUCAGGAAACGUUCCUCGCCUUCAAAUGGACUGGGGAGUCUUGAUUCCGACGGCUCCUCGGAGGCUCUACUACCUCUUAAACCUUAUUCAGAGGACGAGGAUGACGAUAUAGUCACUACCCGAAAACACCCACCGAAGAAACGCAGCUGUUGCUGCUUCACUAUUCAUACCCCCAAUACCGCCCGUUUCCGAGAUAAUAUCCACAGCCGCAUUCUUCAGCGAUUCCCGUUCCUGGUCGAGAUGCUUUAUUGGAUAGUCAACUACGCCUUUUACCGCUUCACAGCCGUUGCAUCUCAGCACAUAUUCGCAGAGACGGGAAUAUGGAAUGUUGCGCAGGCGCAUGGAUUGUCGGUCCUGGAGACGGAACACAACACCGUACUGCACUUUCUUCUGCCGGUGCGGGAGAGGAGUGUGCAGCAAUGGUUCAUGCACGGCCACCAGGGGCUUUUAACUGUUCUCAACAAAGCGUAUGCGCUGAUCCACAUACCGGGCACUGUAGGAUUCAUAUGCUGGUACUACUAUGUCGCUCCAUCUUUCGACACUUUCGCCAUGGUCCGCCGUACAAUGACACUGACCAACUUCUGCGCGUUCCUGACCUUCAUCUUCUACCCAUGCAUGCCACCACGCCUUCUACCACGCGAGUAUGGGUUCCUUGAUACGGUUCGGCAUGACAAUGCAGAGAGCGUGUGGAUGAGCGGAAAGUACAUCAAUACACUUGCUGCGAUGCCAUCGAUGCAUUUCGGCUAUGCAUUCUGCAUUGGCGCCACGCUCAUUUUCCAUUCGGGGCUUUAUCGCCGUACUCUGGAAUCGCGGCAAACCCGUAAACCCCUCUUCUGGAAGGUUUUCUACUUGAUCUUCGGUCUCGUCUACCCGGCUUUCAUUCUGGUCACAAUUGUUGCGACAGCCAACCACUACUGGCUGGACGCCAUGGUUGCGACAGCCUACGUUGCCAUAUCAUUCCUGUUCAACAGAGUCUUCUAUGUAUUUAUUCCUUUGGAGGACCUGUUGCUCUUCGCCAUUCGCGCCGAUAAGCCGGUUCCCACAACUGGUGACCGGUUUCACGAAAACGGUGGUAGAAUAUAG